Molecule: messenger RNA, 225 nt
Organism: Knipowitschia caucasica
Lineage: Eukaryota; Metazoa; Chordata; Actinopteri; Gobiiformes; Gobiidae
Source: the annotation of a GenBank genome assembly
AUGGCCCUGGCUCGACUCAGCUCUGCUCCUCACAUCAGCAUGCAGCUCUGGCCAGCAGUAGCUCGACCCGAAAAGCCCAUAAUAACCUUCAUUUGCCCUAAAGAGGAGUUUUUCUAUCUCCACAGCCCGUCUCCCCUCUGCCCGAUAACAAAGUCCUGCUCAGAGAAGGGGGAGCCUGAGGAUGGGGGAGAAAGGAAGAGAAGGGGGGGGGACAUAGGACACUAA